Molecule: messenger RNA, 2725 nt
Organism: Styela clava
Lineage: Eukaryota; Metazoa; Chordata; Ascidiacea; Stolidobranchia; Styelidae
Product: secreted frizzled-related protein 1-like
Biological process (GO): non-canonical Wnt signaling pathway; canonical Wnt signaling pathway
Molecular function (GO): Wnt-protein binding
Source: RefSeq, a predicted model, not a curated record
AAGAUUAUCGUACGCGCAUUUCUCGAAACCCUCAUUAUCUCGCUUUAAUCUACGCUAAUCGAAUGGAUUAUGGAAGCGCCAUUCUGAUAUGCCAGGCUGCCGCGAGGCUGAUUUUCGUCAGCGCGAACUAAAUCCUCUCUACGCACAUUGUUCGAGAAAAAGGGAAAAUUGUGUAGAGUGAGAGAUUCUUAUGUACAACGCUCCACAUUUCAGACAGACACAUUCGUGAUUCAGUUUGUUGAGGUGAGCAUCGUCUCGUGAGUCAGCUGGAAAAUGACAAUAGGUAGUAUUGUUAUCGUGCUUUUGAACGCACUACUAUGCUCAGCAAAUACUUUUGGCGCUUUUACUGGCGUCGAUACGGCAUCACCAUUUGCGAAAAACUUUGUGUGUGAACCUAUUCCACACAGUCUAAAACUAUGCCGGAACAUUGCCUAUAACCAAAUGAGGUUGCCGAACUUAUUAGGCCAUGAAACCAUGGAUGAAGUUAAGCAACAGGCAGCAAGUUGGGUUCCGCUACUAAACAAACGUUGUCAUAAAGAUUUGCAGAGACUUCUGUGUUCGUUGUUUUCACCAGUGUGCAUCGAAGAUUCACCAGAACCGAUCUACCCGUGCCAGUCACUUUGUCAGGCGGUAAAAGGUGCCUGUGAACCGGUAAUGCAAAAAGUUGGAUACCCGUGGCCUGACAUGCUUUCCUGCGAUAAAUUCCGCGAUAACGAUAUGUGUGUUCCACAAGAAUGUCAUCACAAUUGUUCCAGCUAUGCUGAACCAGAAAGUACAGUAGAAAGCACGAACCACACUAUCGAGAAUAACAUCCCAGCAACCACAAGUACUCCAAUUUGUCCUGCAUGCGGGAAUGAACUCGAUGCUGAAACUAUAUUAAAUCUGUAUUGUGCAGUCGAAUUCGUUCUGAAAGUCAAGAUACGAUCCGUCAAAACAUCUCGCAAAGAUUUGAAAUUGAUGGCAGAUAAACGUAAAAGGGUUAUUUACCAAGAAGGCUCUUUAAAAAGAAAAGAUCUGCGGAAACUGACAUUGCUUAUUCGAGGUGGAAAAUCUUGUACAUGUCCUCAUUUAGAACCACAAGGAAAGGGCAAGAAAAAGAAGAAAGAUUUUUACCUAGUAAUGGGAGGAAAAGUGGGUCGAAAAUUAUUGGUUUCUGCUAUUUAUCGUUGGCCAAAAAAGCUCAAAAUGUUACGACGGCUAAGUAAGAAAUUUACACCCGAUCUUUGCUCGUGAAAAUAACCGGACUUGCCGCUAACGAAUUUAUCGAAAGACUUUAUCCCAUCGGAGCAAAUCGGGAUAUUGUAGUACCGCUCCGCAGAUUCCAUCUGCUGCAGAAUGCUGGUAAAAAAAUUCGAUCCACGCAAACUGAAGAGACUUAUCAGUCAGUUUUCAUCAAAAUGACUGAUCUUACUGAGGCAAGGGCGCUUCCCAUUGAUGUGAAAAUCAGUGGACUGCAGUUUCCCAAUUUUACCCAAUUUAUUUACGUCUGAUUUUUAGUAAAUUUGGACUGUUUUUUAUUAUUACAUUUUCUUUUCAAUGUAGCUUGUAGUAAAUCUGAAAGUAAAACAAUGCUUGCCGCCUCUGAACCAGCAUGUCUAAAUUAUUGUUCUUGUUGCUAGUAUGUUAUCAAUGAUAUUUUUACUGUUUUUGCCUUCAUAACUGCGACACAUUGUCAGAAUAAAUGCAAACAAAUAUGCUAGAUAUGUUUUCCUGUCGUUUAAUCGGCCGCUCAAGCAAAGUGCAUUUCGUGUUUAUGUGACAACACCUGUCGUCUUAGAAGCCCGGAAACGCCCCAGCCUUUGUGUCAGACAAUUUUUACGCUACUAGAUACCGCAAUGACCAUAAAUCUGUGUCGUGAACUUUACAUCGUUACAUAAACUAUGGCAAACCAACACGCCACAUAUUUAAAGCCAAAUGAGUUAGACUACCAAAUGCCAACUCGAUCCAUAAGAAUUUGUGAAACAUUUUCAUGUGAAAUAUAUAAGGCCCAUGUUCAACCAAUAGCAUUUCGUAUAUUAUAUGGAAUUUUACUUGGUAAAUAAUACCAAGUUAUCAGGCAUGUCUCGUUCACAAAAAUUAGUUGUGACAUUGUUUCACAGGAAGGCAAGAACAUGUUUGUUGACGCUACAGUAAGGAGCAAUGCGCCCGCGGCACAAGACGUCUGUCUACCUUACGCGAACCAUUAGGGAAUAUUUUAAAAAAAUAAUGGCGUAUCAUAGACACGAUACGAUACAAUUACCAAAUUCGAACGAUUGCAAAUUAUCUUUUGGGAUGUAAUCUUGUGCAUAUUCUUAAGAUUGUCAUAUUUAUGAUCUGUAUCUCAAGUAACAUUGAUGCGAAUGAUGUGAUAAGAAAUAUGUAACUAUUGUAGCAAAUUAUGGAAUGAUUUUGUAAAUUUCAUCGUCUUUUGAAGUAGUUAUCUACACUGCUUUGUGCGUAGUUUACUAUUUGUUUUCUGGUGUGAAGUAAAUAAAUGAAUUUUCUAGUACGUACCAUUUAUCAGAAUCGACGAACAACUCAUUUUAUCACCGAUUUUUAAACAUGCUAUGAAUGAAAUAUCAAAAGUCUGACCCAAUUCAACAGUUCUCCAACUCGUAUCCAUAAUUAUCCUUUUAUCAUGAAUGGGACAACGACGAGUAAACAUUGAUUUCACCCAUUUUAUAGGAUAUUACUAUAUUAUAUUUAGACUCACUGAAUUACGUAAUAAAAUGAACUUUUAGACUUU